Messenger RNA from Megalobrama amblycephala (Wuchang bream), 1805 nucleotides. Its product is annotated as melanocortin receptor 4-like. The record is from RefSeq and is a predicted model, not a curated record. Gene Ontology annotation, biological process: G protein-coupled receptor signaling pathway. Gene Ontology annotation, cellular component: membrane. Gene Ontology annotation, molecular function: G protein-coupled receptor activity. Bases 439 to 1362 code for a protein of 307 amino acids. NCBI's taxonomy places the organism in Eukaryota, Metazoa, Chordata, Actinopteri, Cypriniformes, Xenocyprididae. The transcript has 2 exons.
CAGGUUCGUGGACCUGCGUAUCGCGAUUUCGGUUUCAUAUCGCAUAUCGUUACAGCCCUAAUUAUUUCCUGUAAUAUCAUGAAUUAUACUUUGAAAAAUAGUAUUUUGAAACAACAAAAAAAAGCCACAUAAAUAGUUUUGGCCCCACAUUAUAGCUUAAUUUAGACAUUUCCAAAAUGUAAAAAGUUGCAGUUUUUCAUAUUUUCUGACCACCACAUCAUUGACCUCUAUACUAUUUGAUAAACUCGUUAUGUGCGCUUAAAAGGCCCGAAAACAGUUUCUAAGAAACUUGCCACGUGAAUCCCUGACAGUCCUCCUCCUCAUUUGAAAAACGCCCCGCACGCGUGCAUCAGUUAAAUCGCGCGCUUUUACCGCAAGCUGUCAUUAUCAGCGACGGUUGUGCUUUCUUACAUGAACAUUUACUGACACUCACUGCUCAUGAAUAUUUCUCAGAGUAGUGCAGGUCUUGGCACCGUGCUGCCUCUUACUAGUUUCGAGAACGUUCUUUUGUUUCUCUUCAGUAUAAUCCUCGCCACCGCCAUCAUUUUCCUCAACGUGUCCGUGUUUCUGUCCAUCGUGAUGAACAGAUCCCUGCGCAGCGAGAACCGCUUCAUGUACAUGCUCAGCACGUGUCUCAGUGACAUCUGCUCGGGCGUCUCGUAUUAUUAUGUUGGAGUUCUGGAUGUACGCGAUUAUUAUGACUCUCCGACUCGCACUUUUUACAUCGCUCCCGUUUUUCUAGGUCUGUCCUAUAUGGCGAUUCUGGCCGCGCAGGCGGACCGUUACCACGCGGUCUCAGCGCCUUUCAAAUACUCGCAGCGCAUGACCCGAAACAGAACCCUGCUGGUGAUUAUGGCCUACUGGCUUUAUGCUUUUUCGAUUGUGGCUGUUAAUAAUUUGGUGACUAUGGGGGUCGCUAAGAUAGUGACGGGCUACGGUACUUUUGUGGCGAACUUUUUCACCGUCAUUAUCAUGAUUGGUUUGAACUUCAAGCUGUUUUUCAUUGCCAGAUUUCAGCUAGAACGCGAACCGCCGAGCGCGGAACGGGACAACAAGCGCGCGUCCAUUUACCUCAUCAUAAUAGUAGCCAUGUGUUUUCUGAUCGCGUGGUUGCCAUUGUUUCUUCACGUAAUUGUGUGUACUUUUAGGGGGACCUCGUGCUAUCCGUUUAAAAAUGAUGGCACAGACCCUGUGCGCAUUUUGGCACGUCUCAAUGCGAUCAUCACACCCUUAUUGUAUAUCAGGGGCUGUACUGCACUCAGGAACACCUUGCUAAAUAAAGUCUGGAGAACACAAUGCUGCAGGAUGAAAGGAGUGAACCCACAGAAUGUAAAGAAGACUGAAGAUGAGAUGUUGCAGUGAUCUCCAGGAUGUGGCAAACCCAAACCAUAUAUAUAUUCACUACAUAUUUGUGAAUCUAAAACAUAAGAAAAAUCUAAAAUCAGGAAACUGCCCUUUUUUCCAUUUGACAUGUCUGCUGUACAAUGUUUUGAUUGAAAUGGUAGCUUUUAAUUGGGGCAAAUGUAUUAUUGCUAAGGCUAUUUAAUUUCACUUUUUUUAUGAACUAACUUGUUGAAGGCCUAUAAUAAAGUGCCACAAGCUAUAAGAGUGAUGAGAGAUUUGCUUUUUCUCUGAAUGUAUCCAAAAGGCAAUGUACUUUUUAUCCAUUGUUGUUUUAAUUCUAAUAGCUUCUGCAAACUAAAGUAUGAUAAUCAUUUUAAAAUGUUUUAUUAUAAAUUGUUUUUUUUAUCUAAAAAUGUAAAACAUUGUAUGUGACAUAAAACUGAGAAAUGUAAAAAAAAAAA